Clarias gariepinus (North African catfish) is the source of this 3587-nucleotide messenger RNA. RefSeq lists its product as uncharacterized. The record is from RefSeq and is a predicted model, not a curated record. The coding region runs from base 1 to 1380 and encodes 459 amino acids. The transcript has 7 exons. NCBI's taxonomy places the organism in Eukaryota, Metazoa, Chordata, Actinopteri, Siluriformes, Clariidae.
AUGGAACAGCUCCAUGGAUAUGCUGGAACGCUAUCUCGAGCAACAAGCGCUUCUCUUUUGAGCACCGAGGUGCACAAAAAUGCCCGUCAACUCAAUACUCUGGAUAACAACGACAUCACUGAUGCAGAAGAAAUAGUAAAUCUACUUAAACCUCUAAAAAUAGCCACCACUGUCCUCUCUAAUGAAAAGAGCGCCACCCUGUCACUUAUUGUGCCCUUAAAAACCAUGAUUGGGCAGAGCAUGACACAGGAGGAAAAAGACUCUACAAUUAUAGCUAACAUGAAAGCAGCCAUUCUGCAGAACCUAUCAGGCAGAUACACAGAAGUACAGGAUGAUCUGCUAGAAAUUCAUAAAUCCUGCAUUGUCUUGAAUGACAACAGUAAGAAGCCGGUUUAUCUGCCCUGGUUGCAUACUUCUAUUAAUUCCUUUAGUUUACAGAACUGCACUGAAGUCAAUCAGACAGAACCCAUCAGGGACCAUCAGAUCCAUCAGGGACAGUCAACCACCAUCAACUGUCAUUACAACAAAAACAGAAGCGAAUAUCUUACAGUAAUUUUGAGAACAACGUAUAGAGUCUGUGAAUACCGCUAUUUUAAUAAAUCCUGGACUAAAAGUUUCUGUUAUGGCAACAUUAGAUUAAUAUGGAUUCCGGAAACAGAAGAAAUAUCAUUUCAGCUCAUAAAUCUUCAGAUGAAUAAUUCUGGCAUGUACACAUGUACUUCAGUUAAACACAUACCACCUCCUACAAGGUGUUUGAGACAGAAGAGGAUAUUCAUUCAUGUCAAAGCGCCUCCUUUUGUAUCUGUGUCAUGUGUGAAACGGCAUGAUGGAGUUCCCACAAUGCUUUGUGUUGCCGAGGGCUUUUACCCUGCUGAUCUACAGCAGGCCUGGCUGAGAGAUAGAGAAUAUAUCAGCUCCCCAAACAUUUUACUUACACCUAUAUAUAAGGAAAACCUCAACUUUGAUGUCAGAAGGACCUACAGCAAAAACUCAAAUGGGAUUUAUAGUGUCACAUCGUACCUCCCUCUGUCUUCAAACAUAACUGUGUACUACUGCUGGGUUAAUCACUCAAGCCUGAGCCAACCCAUCGUGGUUAACAUCUCCUUGACUGAGUGUACUGAGAGAACAGAGCCAUUAAGUGGUUUAUCUGUGCGUUAUAUGGUUGUCGGGAUCCUCUUUGGGUUAUUGAUAGUCACAGCGUUGUUCAUUGAAGUCUUUUAUCAACUACUCACUGCACGCCAUCUCUGGUCUACUGCUGAUGCCACUGUUACAACUGAACCUGUCUCACACCCUCAGGUCCAUCAACAACAUGAAUUGAAGCAAAUGCAUCUGCUACAAGAAUAUUUUUUUUUUAUUAAAAGUGUCAUAAGGAUCGUGUAACAGCUCAUGUUUUUGCACUUUCUGGCCGGCAAUAAACAUUGUUACUGAGGCACAUCACAGGACCAUAUUAUAAAUAUUCUUCUGUUUAAGACACAUGUCAAAUCACUGACAAAGUUUGACCUUUGAAGUACACAUGAAUUUAUUUAAAAUAAAUAUAUUUUCUAAAUCGACAUGGAAGAUAUUUUGAGGAAUUGUGUUUUGUUUGUUUUUGAUAUGUGUUUUGUCAGUUUUAAAUAACUUGUACAUAAAAAACAGCAAGCACUGCUACUUAGCUAUCUCUCUCUCUUUAAGGCAAAUGUAGUAAAACAUAUAAGAACAUCACUUUGAGUCAUAUAACUUAGUUGUGUUUAUAGGCAAGGCUCCUACAGCUUUUCACAACUUGCCAACAAAGAUGGCGCUGGCAUAAGUAGUGCCCAUAUGUAGUGAGGUUCAUAUGAGAACAAUGUAUACACACUGAAUUAGUGUGGAAGUGCCCAGGUUUCCAAAAUGUUUUAAUAAACAAACAAACAAAACACAUCAAGAUGAGAUACACAGAAAAAAUACUGUAUUUUAUCUGAAAAAAAAAAAACAGAUAGAUGAUCUUUUGAGUUUUGAGUCAGCUAACAUUAGCAAACUUUACAUUUAUGCAACUAAUUAUUAAAUAAUGAGCAACUUCUAAAUGCUUGUCCUUUCAUUAGCUAGUCUUAAACAAAGGUUUUAUAAUAAUCUGUGCAUGUGUAUGAUGUACAGCCACCUUUGUAGACUGUUACUGGGCAUUUUACCACUCAUACAGUUUAUGUAUGUCACUGUAUGUCACUGUAUGUCUCUGAAGCAGAGGAUAGUUUUGGUCUUUUUUUUCCUGGGAUGGUCUUCAUGAGGGUCAGUUUUAUCACGGGGGCUUAAUAAGUUUUGCAAACGCAAUUAAUAAUACUGUACUUACAAGAACUAUUCCAGAACAGCUGACCCUAAUGUCUUAAAAUAACAAUUCACUGUUGUUGUUACACAUGAUACAUGUAUGUAAUGAUACAUAAUUACAUAUGUGUUAUUUCAUAGUUUUGAAAUCUCCAGUAUGGUUCUUAAAUGUAGAAAAGAUCGCCCCGCCCAAACAAACGAACAUUGAAUUAGAAGCAGUGUGCAAACUUUUAACUUUUAUUUUAAUAUUUAAAAAUAUUUUCUUGAUUGUGCAUAUCUGUGCUUAAAAAUGGUCUCCGUCUAUUUACAGAAAACUUAAGAUACUGCCAAAUGUGUUUUUUUUUUGAGAUUUUAUUUAUUUGAUUUGUAUAUAAACUAUAAAAAUUUAAUAAUGCAAAAUUAUAUUUUUUAAUGAUGGUUUAAAGUGAACAUUUUUGAAAUGCACAAUCUAAUAGUAAUAUGAUACUACAUAAUAUAUUUCUUUGGUGUAAAAACAUAAUAAAAAUCAUCUGAUCAUAACGCAUCUAAAGAUUACAAAUAUACAACCUCAGAGGAACAACAACAUACAACUUUUUUCCACAGUGCCAUUAUUUAUUUAACAAAAAUGGAGACGAAAACCAAAAAAACAUUUAGGCAAUAUUAUGUCAUUUAAAAACUUGUAGAUCCACUUUUAGCAACAAUAACUUGAAGAAGUCAUUUCAUGUAUGACUUUAUAAGUCUCUCACAGCGUGUUGGUCCAUUAUUCUGUACAACAUUGUUUAAGUCCUUUGGGCAUUUACAUAUGCACAGCUCUGUUAAGGUCCUUCCACAUCAUUUCAAUUAUUUAGGUGCAGUUUUCGAAAACUCAAAAGUGCUUUAUGUUCUCUUUAGACAGAAGUGGCUUUUUACUGGUAACUCUUCCUAACAAACUGUACUUGUUCAGUCCUCUUCUAAUUGUGAUAUCAUGAACUUUAACAUUUCUCAGUUCUGUACGCUAGAAGAUAUAACUUUUUUUCUUUCUUUUUUUUUGUAUUUCUCUGAGCGAUGUUGAGUCUGACCGUGGGGUGAAUGUGCUGGCACAUCCACUCAUGUCAAGAUUAAUAAUUAUUCUCUCCGAAUGUUGAACUCCAAACUGUGUAUAAAUAGUUUUAUAACCCUUUACAGAAUGAUGUUCAGCAACAACUGCUUGCUUAAUUGAUUAGCAGCAUAUAGCUGCAACUUACCCUCUUAAAUCCUGUGGAAGGAGUACACUUUUACACAUGGCCAUAGUUAUUGUGUAACUUGCAGCAGUUAGAGGUGUGAGGUCAUCUGGACAGGACUUGAAGUGAUGUGGUGUG